Papaver somniferum (opium poppy) is the source of this 2339-nucleotide messenger RNA. Its product is annotated as cytochrome P450 711A1-like. Gene Ontology annotation, molecular function: iron ion binding; monooxygenase activity; heme binding. Bases 224 to 1840 code for a protein of 538 amino acids. The transcript is spliced from 6 exons. The record is from RefSeq and is a predicted model, not a curated record. Lineage: Eukaryota; Viridiplantae; Streptophyta; Magnoliopsida; Ranunculales; Papaveraceae.
AAAGAGUAGUGGAGUCAUGGAAAUGGAAGACAGUAAAUCAUGGAAAUCACACUCAUAAAAAAAAACUUUCCUUAGUUUAAAUCAUUAUGUCCAUCAAAUAUGAGACCUGCUGACACUGCCCUUGUCUGCUUCACUUACCUUCUAUAUUUCCAUAAAUGCUUCACUCUCUCAAACCUCUUCCUUGCACUAAAUUAUUCUCUUAUCACUCUCUUUUGGUUCUCCGAUGGCUUCAUCGAAGCAUACACUGCAAGGAUUUGUAGAUAUGUGUUUGCACUUAACAAAUACACCCGCCACGCCGUCAGUUUUCUACACCUUCAUAGUAUUGAUGGUAGUUUGUUUUGUGAUGUAUUUAUAUGCACCUUAUUGGGAAGUAAGACAUGUACCUGGUCCUCCGACAAUUCCACUUCUUGGGCACCUUCAUUUACUCUCCAAGCAUGGCCCUGAUGUCUUCACUGUCCUUGCCAAACAAUAUGGUCCAAUUUUUAGGUUCCAUAUGGGUAGGCAGCCGUUGAUAAUUAUUGCGGAUGCGGAGUUGUGCAGAAAAGUUGGAAUCAAGAAGUUCAGAGAUAUAACAAACAGGAGCAUUCCUUCGCCUAUUUCUGGAUCCUCCCUCCACAAGAAGGGUCUUUUCUUUACCAGAGAUACAAAGUGGUCUUUGAUGAGAAACACCAUAAUUUCAAUGUACCAGCCUUCACAUCUCUCUAGUCUUAUACGCAAAAUGCAGUGUGUUGUAGAAUCAGCAGCUCAAAAUCUUCCUACUUCUGAGCUUGAAGACAUUACGUUCUCCGACCUCUCUUUGAAAUUAGCUACCGAUGUAAUAGGUCAAGCUGCAUUUGGGUUUGAUUUUGGCCUCACGAAAGAACCAUCACUCAAUGGUUCUAACAAUGUUCAAAACGAUGUUGAAGUUGAGGAUUUCAUCAAGCAACAUAUGUAUUCUACUACUACAUUGAAAAUGGAUCUUUCAGGAUCAUUCUCGAUCAUACUUGGAUUGAUAUGUCCUAUUCUUAGACACCCAUUUCAACAAAUACUUAAAAGGGUUCCAGGAACAACUGACUGGAAAGUGGACCAAACUAAUCGGAAGUUGAUGAAAAGACUAGACCAAAUUGUAGAGAAAAGAGCCAAAGAUAAAGAUCGGGGAUCAAAAGAUUUCCUUUCACUUAUAUUGAAUGCAAGGGAAGCAGAAAAGGGAUUGAAAAAUGUGUUUACUUCUGAUUAUAUAAGCGCACUUUCUUAUGAACACUUACUUGCUGGAUCUGCAACAACGUCAUUCACGUUAUCUUCAAUACUUUAUCUUGUUGCUGCUCAUCCUGAAGUCGAGACGAACUUAACAAGAGAAAUCGACAGUUUUGGUGGACAUGAUUUGAUGCCAACAACUCAUGACCUUCAACAUAAGUUUCCUUAUCUUGAUCAGGUGGUGAAGGAGGCGAUGAGGUUUUACACCGUAUCUCCACUAGUUGCAAGAGAAGCAUCAAAACAAGUAGAAAUAGGAGGCUAUGUCCUUCCAAAGGGUACAUGGAUAUGGCUGGCAAUUGGGGUCCUUGCCAAACACCCCAAGUAUUUUGCAGAGCCAAACAAGUUUCAACCAGAGAGGUUUAAUCCUACUUGUGAAGAAGAGAUACAAAGACACCCAUAUGCCCACAUCCCAUUUGGAAUCGGACCUCGACAAUGUAUUGGAAUAAAAUUUUCAAUACAAGAGAUUAAGUUGGCGUUGAUUCAUCUUUAUCGUAGAUACUCAUUCCAGCAUUCCCCAAAUAUGGAAAAGCCUUUGGAGUUUGAGUACGGAAUAGUACUCAACUUCAAGUAUGGUGUCAAACUUAGAGUCAUUAGAAGAUCAACCUGAUUAAUGAAUACAGCAAACACACAACAUAUUUGUGCUCGUGCGGGCAAUUUUUUUUCUUUUCGCUUGGUUGCGCGGAGCUUUGCCUCGAACAGUCACAGUGCAUUCUUGAUUUGUUGUGCGCGGUGCCUCACCCCGCCCUGUGGAGAUGCAAUUUUGAUUUGACGUGCGCGAGGAUUCGCACUGCCCCGUGGCGAUGAAUUUUUGAUUUCGUGCGCGUGGAACUUCGUCUUGUCUCGUGGCGAUGCAUUUUUUAUUUGGUGUCGCGGAGCGACUACAUUAAAUAGGUGCAAAAAUGAGAUGAUCUAUGUGUUGGAUUUUAUUUUCGCAUAAAAUACGUGGUAUUUUUAUUAUCUUUUCCUUUAUGUAUUAAUUUGGAAAUAAGUCCUAAUAUGGUAGGCAGUCGACUUCUGAAUUGAACACGCUAGGUUAAGUUUUCCUUUUAAGUUUGUAAUUUGUAAACUAAUCAUAUGUUGCCAAGUGAUGACCACAAUUGAUAGUU